Physella acuta is the source of this 1117-nucleotide messenger RNA. Its product is annotated as mitochondrial uncoupling protein 4. The record is from RefSeq and is a predicted model, not a curated record. Lineage: Eukaryota; Metazoa; Mollusca; Gastropoda; Physidae. Gene Ontology annotation, biological process: transmembrane transport.
GCUGACUGUCGUUUACGCAUGUCUGCUAAAACGAAAGUCAGUGAACGUAGAUCACGAUCAGGGCCUACGUUAUAGAAAUGUCUAAAACUAUACCAUCAACAAUCAGUCACGAAUCUUUUGUUUUUAAGUAUGCUUUGUCUGCCACUUCAGCUGUAAUAGCAGAAUCUGUAACAUAUCCUCUUGAUUUAACUAAGACACGAUUGCAGAUUCAAGGAGAAGCUACUCACUCGUUGAGCAGUGCAGCAAAACAUAUGCACCGUGGCAUGAUUGCUACAGCUGUUGGUAUAGCAAAAGAAGAGGGUGUGAGAAAACUCUGGCAAGGUGUAACACCAGCUCUUUAUAGACACAUAGUUUACUCUGGUAGUCGUAUGAGCUUCUAUGAAGUACUGAGAGAGAGAGUUUUUAAGAAGAGUAAAGAUGGAACUUUUCCUGUGUGGAAGGCUUCGCUGUCUGGUCUGUUGGCUGGUGCUGGCGGACAGUUCCUGUCAAGCCCAGCAGACCUUGUAAAGGUUCAGAUGCAGAUGGAAGGAAGAAGACGGUUGGAAGGAAAACCUCCCAGGGUGAAAAAUACAGCACACGCCUUCCGUAUGAUCUUAGCAGAAGGCGGCAUACGAGGUCUUUGGUGUGGCUGGGUACCCAAUGUUCAAAGAGCUGCCUUGGUCAAUUUAGGAGACUUAGCAACCUAUGACACAGCCAAGCAUACAAUACUGACCAGAACUAAUCUGAAGGACAACCAUCUGACACACACUAUGGCAAGUGCUUGUUCAGGUCUAGUAGCAGCUCUGAUGGGCACACCAGCAGAUGUUGUGAAGACAAGGAUAAUGAAUCAGCCAACUAAAGAUGGCAAGGGUUUGUUGUACUCAGGUUCUGUGGACUGUCUCAUUAAAACUGUCAAGCAGGAAGGUUUCUUGGCCUUGUAUAAGGGACUUGUACCCAUCUGGGCCAGAAUGGCGCCGUGGUCCUUGGUGUUCUGGUUGUCGUAUGAGGAGGUUAGGAAGUUGACUGGCACAUCCUCAUUUUAAGCUGUAUCUGGUUGAUGACUAAAGGGAGUUAUCCCCGGCUAGCUGACUGAAGGGACUUAACCCUGCCAGCUGACUGAAGGGAGUUAACCCAGCUA